UGAGUGUAUAAAGGUACCAGAUAGGGGUGUGUUGCCCAAUUCUAUGUCAGUCAGUCAGUCAGUCUAUAGGUUUGCCUGUGUUAGAGCCGCCAACCAGUUAUUGCUCCAAAUGGACAGUUCACUGCUCUGUGUGCUGCUAGCCUCUGCUGUCCUCCUCUGUAGCACUGCCCCAGUGGUGAGUACGUGUGGGCAUUUGUCUGUCUUUGUCAGGGGUCACAGUACCAUUCAGUGUGGGCUUGUCAGGGCAUGUUGUCAGGGCAUAUUAAACCAAACGGUUGUACUACGGACAGAUGUAAAGGUUGUUCUUUAGCGAUCCUAUAUAGGUGGUGACUACUGUACUUGUAAUACUACUGUAUAUCUUAGUGUAUCCUCCAGAACCUGGAUGUAGGAACACUUAAACACUGGUCUAACAUAAUGUGUGUUAUUGUGUAUAGAGAGCAUGUUGGCCAAGGUCCCUCUGGGUAUUAGAACAAAGGGAAGCAUGACCAAAUGACUUACUGCCUACUACAGUUUGUGUCAUAUUUGAGAUUGGUAUGAAGUACUCUGAAUCUCUAUUUGUUUGGCAGUGGCGUGUAUAGUGAUAGACAGCAGGUACUUUUGCUAACAUUCUGCAAUGUAAUAACUAUGCAAUUCAAAUCAUAGAUAACAAUAUGCAAGAUAGGGAAGCUAUGUAAACUGAUUAGGUUUGUUAGCUGUGUAAACGUACAGUACUAGAUCAUAAAAAGUCAUUCCUAGAAUAUGAAACAUUUGCGCAGUUGUUUGUGUUUGAAGUUGAGAUAUUAGAUGCCAGUGUUGGGGAGUAAUGAACUACAUAUAGUUCAACUAGUAAUUUAACUACAUUUUGCAGUAGCAAAUGUAGAGGUUUAGCUAACUACUGGAACUACACACUACUUUUUCUGCAAAAAUAAAAUAAAGGUGAAGUAGACAAUCAUUUCUCUAUGUUUUGCCAUCAGACCUGCAUAACUGUCACUUAAAACAUUGUUUUUGUGUUUAAUCGGCCAAAUUACACUUUCUGUUAACAUCUGAGUCCAGAGUGAUCUGUUCUUGCAAUUUGUAAUCUAUGACAUUUCAAAUGUAGAUAUGAUAAUUUAUCACAAAGUAGUUCAGAUGAUGUGAACUACCUUUUCACAGUAACUUUAGUUAAGUAAACUAUAUUUUUCUUAAGGGUAGCUUUAGUGUAGGUAGUUUAACUUAUUCCAGUGUGAAGUAAUUGGUAGCUUGGUAAACUAUAUUUUCAGAGUAGCUUCCCCAACACUGUCAGAUGCUAUCAGCAUCUUUGUGUGUGUGUGUGUGUGUGUGUGUGUGUGUGUGUGUGUGUGUGUGUGUGUGUGUGUGUGUGUGUGUGUGUGUGUGCGUGCAUUACGGGCAGUAGUGUUUACCAUCAGUAUGUUUUCUCUGGUCCACAUCCGCACUUUGACCUUCUUGUCCUCCAACUACACUGGAAUUUUGACAAAAAUCAGCUGGAAAGAGUAGUCCUCACUCUUUCCUCCUCCAUUUUACAUGGGAGCACUGGAACAGACAAAGUUCCUGUUAUCCCUUGCCUAUGCUUACCUACCAUUUUCUAUCCUCAAAAUCCAAAGCUCAGACAUUACAAAAUGGCACAGUUUUGUAAUGUCUUACUUUGUCAGAUACUUUCAUACUUAGAAAGUCGAGCCCAUAUUCCAAGCCUUCUAUUUCAUGACUGGUUUUAUCUCUUGUGAAAGCCGUAACAUCAUUUAUUUGGUUCUGAGUGCCGAGAUUACGACUGGUUAAAUGUUUCUAACCAUGGUAUAGGUCUGUGUGUACCUCAUUUCUGUGGCUAUUAUCUGACCUGUAGUCUGACCUCUACUAGCAGCCUUGUCUGACCAGUAGUGAUGACAGAAUGCAUUACUUUAGGUUACUGUCUUUCUGUCUGCCAUGUCUGUAUUUCUGACCCUGUUGGCAGAGUUGUUCCUUACGAAAAAGAUUGCAGUCAGAGUGCAGUAUAACUGCAGUAUGCUGCAAAUACAGUAUUACUGCAGUAAUUUUGCAGUGUAACUGCAGUUAGAGUGCAGUAUAAUUCUGCAAUUACUGUGUCCAAAAUACCAGUCGACUGCAGUUACUGCACUUUUACUGCAGUUUCAAAACUGCACUUUUUUUUGUAAGGGGUGUUGUGUCUGGCUGGCAUAGCCACAUGGGUGUGCCAAUGCUUGGCGCCAACUGAUGGUUAAAAGUUCAGAGUUACUUUUUGGCUAUCUGUCUGUCUGUCUGGCUAGCCAUGGGUGUUUAUAUUUGUGUUGUCAGUCUUCCCAGUGUCCAGGAUGUUGUUUCUAGUGUUUUUUUUUGUACACUAGGCCCUGUGUUAUGUGUAUUGUUAGUUAUGAUUGUGUUAAGUCUUGAAUGACUGUGAUACUGUGUGCAUUGUGUGACGGUUGGUUUGUUGUUUGUGCUCCAGCCAGUUCAUGGAUUGUAUUAUAGUUAUAACCAUGGUUGUGGUUUGUGGUCCAGGACAAGCACGGGGAGUCAGACACUCACUGCCCGUUGAUGGUGAAGAUUUUGGAUGCGGUGAAGGGUGUACCAGCGGGCUCCGUGGCACUGAGUGUCUCCCGACGAGUCAAUGGAAUGACCUGGGCACAGGUUGCUAGUGGGUACGUAUGAGGAUGCACCACUGUUUGGGCAAUGUUGUUAACUGACUUAUUUAAACUAAUAUAAUAUGCAUUCUGAAGGAUUUUUAAACCAAUUUCAUCAUUAAAUGUGUCAUGACUUGCCCUCAUGGGCUGAGGAUCAAAGAUGCCGGCUAGGCAAAGGUUUGAACACCCCCUCUUCUGGAGGCCAGUUUUAUGACCGGUCGUAAAUUCCUUGCAGAAACGUUAAUUUCCAUGCCAUGCAGUAUUGGGAGAGGGAAUUUCCCUGUUGAACAAAGGAAGUCUUCCCGCCAAGACUGCAACAUCCAAAAGUGGAUAAUGAAACAAUAUUCCUACUUAAAUUAAUGUGGGAAAUGGUCGGUGGGGAUUUAAAGAACAAUCAUGUCAAAUUCGUUACUAUGUUGUGAUGUCAUUAAAGACGGUGGAACAACAUAACUGUAUCUCUGGGGGUGUACACUUCCCAGUUAUGAGGUUUGCAUCUAAUUGUUGUAUAAAACGAAUGAUUAUGUAUAAUAAUACUUUUGUGAAGAUAACAAUGUGAUUUUAGCAUUCUAGAUGAGAUUAUUGUUUUCCCUAUUGAUUUGUUCUCAGUCAGUGGCCACGCCCAGAUGAGCACAAACAUGAUGGAACGCCCCUUUUAACCUGAGUGCAUAAAAAGCCUUGAAAAACAAAUUAAUAUUAGACCAGCAGAUGCGAAGCUAGAGCUAAACGUUACAAAAUGGUUUAAAACUCCAUUGCCAAAGGAAGACCAAGCAGAUUACGGUAUAAGCCGGAUGUUGCAAAUGGUUGAAUUUCUACCAGACCAGGAAGCGUGAAGCUGAAGCAACACGUUACAAAAUGGUUAGACCAGAAAACAUGAGACGUUAGUCCACACGUUUGAAAUGAAGAAACUCUGAAACUCUCAACCUCUACACGAGGUGAAGAAGAAGACAAUGCACUAGACCUUAUCAUCUCAGUCUGCAGCUGGCAUGUAUAGUCGUCUAGAGAACAUUCACUAAAGACACGAGUUGGGAAGGACAAUCCCUCUCAGACAACCGUUGGUACAUCUGAAGUAUCUAUUCUAACAGAUAAAUUCUACGAACUACAGGGUACGUUGAAGUAUUCAUUCUAACCACCACUACGACCAGAAACUCUAUCAAGGACAUUGGGAUCUCUGGUGGGCAAACCAGAGUCCUACAUCAUCAACUCAACUAUCGAGGACAGCUACACGUAAAUACAUGUUGCAUUUCUAAUCCGAAUGAGCAGGUGCUAAGCAUUUGUAUUUCCGUGAGCGUAGUUAAGAAAUGUCCGAUAGGUGAAUUCCUUUGUCUCUUCCUUUCCCCCCCUCUCUGAAUCAGCCAACCCUCCUUCUACCCAAGCUGAUUAAUCAAUAAUGUUAGGGUUCUUGCAGGUUCAAGGAUUAUGCGACGUUCAGAAUGAGACUGACAAGAGGCAAUUAUUUCAUAAGUGACUUUUAUCGAUAUAUAACAUAUAUAUCUUCUAAAAGUUUAAUUCGGGAGAUGGUAACUUCUUCCGUGGUGCCCCAAAUUCCUAAUGAGUUAAUUGUUACAUGAUUAAUUUAAUCGAGUGACAAUUAAACAUAGUUCGGUGAUUCGAUAAAUAACAGUCGCCAUAUUAAAGUAAGUCACAUCAAAUCAAAUCAAAUUUUAUUGGUCACAUGCGCCAAAUACAACAGGUGCAGACAUUACAGUGAAAUGCUUACUUACAGCCCUUAACCAACAGUGCAUUUAUUUUUAACAAAAAAAGUAAAAAUAAAACAACAACAAAAAAAGUGUUGAGAAAAAAAGAGCAGAAGUAAAAUAAUAUAACAGUAGGGAGGCUAUAUAUACAGGGGGGUACCGGUGCAGAGUCAAUGUGCGGGGGCACCGGCUAGUUGAGAUAGUUGAAGUAAUAUGUACAUGUGGGUAGAGUUAAAGUGACUAUGCAUAAAUAAUUAACAGAGUAGCAGCAGCGUAAAAAGGAUGGGGUGGGGGGGCAGUGCAAAUAGUCCGGGUAGCCAUGAUUAGCUGUUCAGGAGUCUUAUGGCUUGGGGGUAGAAGCUGUUGAGAAGUAUUUUGGACCUAGACUUGGCACUCCGGUACCGCUUGCCAUGCGGUAGCAGGGAGAACAGUCUAUGACUAGGGUGGCUGAAGUCUUUGACAAUUUUGAGGGCCUUCCUCUGACACCGCCUGGUAUAGAGGUCCUGGAUGGCAGGAAGCUUGGCCCCAGUGAUGUACUGGGCCGUACGCACUACCCUCUGUAGUGCCUUGCGGUCGGAGGCCAAGCAGUUGCCAUACCAGGCGGUGAGGCAACCAGUCAGGAUGCUCUCGAUGGUGCAGCUGUAGAAUUUUUUGAGGAUCUGAGGACCCAUGCCAAAUCUUUUCAGUCUCCUGAGGGGGAAUAGGCUUUGUCGUGCCCUCUUCACGACUGUCUUGGUGUGUUUGGACCAUGAUAGUUCGUUGGUGAUGUGGACACCAAGGAACUUGAAGCUCUCACGACAAAUGUUAUGAUUCUAAUCUAUAAAAUAGUUUUCAAACUGUGACACCCAUCUCUCUCUCUCUCUCAGAGUGACAGACUUGACAGGGGAGGUCCAUAAUCUGAUCUCAGAGCAGGACUUCCAGUCGGGGGUGUACCGUGUUGAGUUUGACACUAAGGCCUACUGGAAGUCUCAGGGAACCACGCCUUUCCACGAAACUGCUGAAGUGAGUACAAUCCUUAACCUUUAACCCUCUCACUGCUCUCAGAGACCUAGGACAAACUAAGGUUGUGUAGCAUGAUGUACUACAGUACACUUUUAGAAAAAAGGGUUCCAAAAAGGUUAUACGGCUGUCCCCAUAGGCGAACCCUUUUGGGUUCCAUGUAGAACCCUCUGUGGGGACAGCCGAAUAACCCUUUUAGGUUCUAGAUAGCACCUUUUUUUCUAACAAGUGUACCUGAAAUUCCUCCUACUGGGCACAGACGCUAAUUCAAUGUUGGUUCCACGUUGGUUCAACGUAAUUUCAUUGAAAUGACGUGGAAACGUUGAUUCAACCAUUGUGUGACAAGUGGGCUGUAACCAUAUCCGUAAAAAAAAAAAUCUUACUAUGGUGUCCCGUCUCCUUAUUAAUACAGAUUGUACAACUGUACAUGUCCCGUGUAGCUCAGUUGGUAGAGCAUGGUGCUUGCAACGCCAGGGUUGUGGGUUCGUUUCCCACGGGGGGCCAGUAUGAAAAUGUAUGCACUCACUAAGUCGCUCUGGAUAAGAGUGUCUGCUAAAUGACUAAACUGUAACUGAAUGGUUGUGUGAACAUUUUGUGCAGAAAUAUUCAUCAAAAAUAUCUGUCAAAUCGAUUGUACAACAUGUGUGUAGUAGGCCAGACAGUGGACAUUUGCAACUCAGUAACGUGCCUAAAGACUAUAUUACAUCUACAACUACACCAGUUUUUUCACCAUAGAUAAACAGAAAUGACUCACCAUGGAAAGUAGACUAACCAUAUAAACAUUUGGACCUAAAAAUCAGAGACAAAAUAAUUUGCAGGCUAAAGGGAAAAGAAAAUAAUCGAAAAUGUGACAAUAAUAUCCCUUAUAUUAUGAAUUAUAUGAAAUGCAAUGCCAUGAUGUGAUUAAAUUGCUUAAGCCAGCACACUGGCUUUGACCUGUAUCAAUAUAUUUUUGUUUGCUACUCUACAAUGUUGUUUGUCCUCAAUGGAAAGAGUUCACAGACCUAGCUGGAAAAAAGUAAUCUGUCUUCCUGGAUGUUGGUCUGUGGGAGUGAAUUCAUAGAAGUAAAAUAGCAGUACAAACUGAUGUGCCGUGCGUGUACAGGUGGUGUUCGAGGCCCACGCGGAGGGACAUCGUCACUACACCCUGGCCCUGUUGCUGAGUCCCUUCUCCUACACUACCACAGCUGUCGUGAUGAACGCACACGAGUGACACAACACACCUGAUACACACCUGACCAAACUUAACAAAUAAAGAGCAGGUAAACGAC
Molecule: messenger RNA, 6552 nt
Organism: Coregonus sp. 'balchen'
Lineage: Eukaryota; Metazoa; Chordata; Actinopteri; Salmoniformes; Salmonidae
Source: the annotation of a GenBank genome assembly